This is a messenger RNA of Hydra vulgaris (swiftwater hydra), 756 nucleotides long. RefSeq lists its product as uncharacterized. NCBI's taxonomy places the organism in Eukaryota, Metazoa, Cnidaria, Hydrozoa, Anthoathecata, Hydridae. The record is from RefSeq and is a predicted model, not a curated record.
UUUAUUUAGUAACGCGGAAUAUAUAAUGGCGGUAUAAUUUACCACUUUCUUGCCAUGCUUUUGUUUUAACUUUUAAUUUUUAGUUAUAAUAAAGAAGAUUUUUCUAAAAAAACAUGAAAGUAUUUGUGCAACUUGCUUGUAUGGUGGUCAUAGCUUUCUGCAAACCUUCGACGCUAUCCGAUGGUUCUGAAGAAAAAAAUGACUUCCGCGCAAUCGAAGAAAAAAACCUGAAGAAUGGCGAGUUUUUUUCAAAAGAUGAUAACACAGAAAAUAGAAGAGUUCGACGGAAUUUCAGAUCUUAUUUCUAUAAUUAUCUAGAUGAAAUGGCAAUGUCUAUUUGUGCAUCAAUUCCUAUUACAAGCCCAGGUUAUAUAUUUGCUGUAAGAAGAACAUGUGGAGGAACUUUAACUUGCGAUGAUAUUUGUACAAACUUAGAGCUAAAAAAACAGAGUACAAAUAUAGCUAUCAACGGGCCGAACCAACAAUGGUCCUGCUUAGAAUCUUUGCAUGUUUACAAAAAUGUUCGGUCACUUGCUGAUAAUUAUGAUGAAGAUAAAGAUUCUUAUAAAUUGGGUCUUAGUAUAUUUAGAUACAAAUCGUGUAAAGGUUCAGGUUGUGGUCCAAACUACUGUUGCUGUCAAAGCAAAGUUUAAUUGAUGCUUUACAUUUACUUUUAUGUUUACUCUAUAAGCUAUAUUAUACAUUACUGUAUAAUUUAUACUAUAAUAAUAUUAAUUUUAAGACUUACUGUAUUAA